Haliotis rufescens (red abalone) is the source of this 1666-nucleotide messenger RNA. Its product is annotated as RUN and FYVE domain-containing protein 1-like. Lineage: Eukaryota; Metazoa; Mollusca; Gastropoda; Lepetellida; Haliotidae. The record is from RefSeq and is a predicted model, not a curated record. The coding region runs from base 151 to 576 and encodes 141 amino acids. The transcript has 4 exons.
GUUUAAAAUUAGAUUCCAGGCUGUGCGGGUCCCCUGCGGGAGCCUCACAAAGCGCGUCCCAGGCAAUCGAGCACCGGUAGCGUCUAGUGCUCACAUACAGGUUGGUAGCGCUUCACACAGAUUUACCUUUAAACCUCUCAACUUGACACAAUGCCGUUUGGACUUGGAAGGAAGGGCAGCAGUGCCAAAAAUCUCAUGAAGACCAAGGUGGAUGACCUUGAGUCCGCAAAGACCAAGCUGGAGGAGGAUGUGGAGAAGUACAAGACGGAGGUAGAAUCCUACAAGAAAGAGGCUGAGGGCGCAAAGAAGCAGGUCGAAGAGGUCAAAGUCAAGGCCGAGGAACAGGUCAAUACUGCCAAAGAGGAAGUACAGACCGUGAAGAAGGAAGCGGAGGAGACGAAAACUGGACUCAUGGAUCAAAUAGCAAUGUACAAGAAGCAGGCUGAGGACGCUCUGAAACAGGUGGCGGACCUCAAGAACAAGCUGGCACAGUUCACAUCAGGGGAGGGACUCGGGAAUAUCAAGGAAGCAGCAGGCGGCAUGUUCUCACAGGGUGCCUCAAAGAUUGGCUUCUAGUGUCCGUCAUCUUACAGACUGUUGUGUCGCUUCAGUUUCAUCUUCUCUUGACUUUGUGAGAACAAUGUGACAGUUCACUCAAAUAAAUACAUAUCUGCAUCUCUCAGCAGGUUAGCGGCAACAGAAACAGGGUCACAUCUCCGGCGAAAACAUACCAUUGAUUACAAGCUGCUGUCUAGUAUAGACGAGUUGUCUCCCUUCUAUCAUUCCCCGUCAAUAGGUUUUGGGGAGUGUUUUGGUUCAUAAAAGGGCGAUUUAUGACCCACAACCAUGCUUAACGUACAUUGACUAUGGAAUAAUAACUUGGUACUAGUAUGCUAUAUCUAGUUAUUAUAUACCAUCAUCCAAUCACAGAACGAAGAACAUAGAAGCUAUAAUUGAAUGGAAAACAUAUAAUAUGAGGUAUUGAUUCAAAAGCAAUUAUUGGCAUGUCAACAGAUAUAUGAAUGUCAGCAGCGUUUUUGACAAGAUUAAAGUAUUUAGGUGCCUUCUUCAAUGUAGUGUUGAUGUACCACAUGGCAGCCGCAACGUUUGUCUGUUUGACGUACAAUGUAUUCGUCAGUAUGUAUCACAUGUGAUCCCUGUGCCAUGAGGCUAACACGUUCUCGUAGAAAAAAACAGUAGAUACAACCAAUACUCAUAUACCUGCAAAUAGAACAUUUGCUUUUUUCAGAUAUUUUUUAAAUAAGUGCGAAAACGUUUUAGGUUAUGUCCUAUAUAUAUGCUUGAAAAUAUUGACAUCGAUGUGAAUAAUUGGUCAGUUCUAUAUGUGUGUCGAAUCAUCAUUUUGUGGAUCAAAUCUUCUGUAUAACACCUGAUGAUAAUGAUCAACCAGACCUUUAACUAGAUGUUUUUGUGCCAGUAUUAAACAGUUUAUCUGGCAGGCAUGAAGUGUCUCACAUGGGGCGCCAGUGUGGUCUGAGGCAGAAAGAUUUGACCACAAGGUGAAUGAUAGGGAGGUAUGGAGGGCAGCAUUGUGUCGAGUUUGUUCUUGGUUUCUGUAUUUGUGUUACUCGUAGUUGGAACCAGUUGUGAUUGUAGUUUUCUCUACUGUAUGUUACGAGAUUAAAUAUUUGUAUAAUCUAUCCAA